This is a messenger RNA of Cheilinus undulatus (humphead wrasse), 3795 nucleotides long. Its product is annotated as UDP-glucuronosyltransferase 3A1-like. Gene Ontology annotation, molecular function: UDP-glycosyltransferase activity. The record is from RefSeq and is a predicted model, not a curated record. Lineage: Eukaryota; Metazoa; Chordata; Actinopteri; Labriformes; Labridae. The coding region runs from base 51 to 1613 and encodes 520 amino acids. The transcript has 10 exons.
UUUUUAGACAACUUUGGCUGGAAGUCAGUGUGGGGUACCCUAAAAACAACAUGGGGAUUGUAUUUUGGAUGUUUUCUCUUCUGGCUCUUCCACUACUUCAGUCUGCCAAGAUCCUGACUGUCUGUCUAAUUGGAGGAAGCCAUUACUUAUUAUUAGAUGAAAUUUCUCACAACUUACGUCAGCAUGGCCAUGAGGUCCGCAUGCUGUUGCAACUUGGCAACCCUGUCAUUACAGGUUUCUCCUAUGUCGGACGAGCAGACAGUUAUCAGACGAGCACUUGGUCCUUAGGAGAGGAAUAUAUCAAAGAAUACAAUGGCUGGUUCCUGCAGCAGCAGACACAGUUUUUCUUGGGAAGGGAUACUUUUAGUAACUUUCUUAACUUCAUGAGCCACCUGUCCUAUCAAUGUGACAAACUCUUAGGGGACAAAGAGAUUCUAACUUUCUUAAAGGGGGAGCGCUAUGACAUCGCCAUCCUUGAUGCUUUUAACCCCUGCUCCUUCAUCCUGGCUCGCAAACUUGGUAUAAACUACAUAGCUUUCUAUCCUGGAACACUGAAUGGUCCUCUGUCCAUUGCUCUUCCAAGUCCAGUCUCCUACAUCCCUGUCUUCAGCUCCCAGCUGUCUGACCACAUGAACCUCUGGGGUCGGGCUAAAAACUUAUUUUAUUCAUGCCUGGCCCCUGUAGGUCAGGCAUGUGUUUGGGCUGCAUUUAAGGAAGUAGCUGAGCGCCACCUCCAGUCCAGCUCACCCCCUGGUGGUCUAGAAGAGUUACAUCAAGGAGCUGAACUCUGGGCCUUCAACACUGACUUUUCAUUGGAGUUCCCGCAGCCACUGAUGCCCUAUACUGUGCUAGUGGGUGGUCUGCUAAAUAAACCUGCAAAGCCACCUGAACAGGAUCUUGCACUGUGGAUCUCUGCUUUUGGAGAGGCAGGUGUCAUUGUUGUCACUCUGGGAUCAAUGGUGUCUUCAGUCUCUGUGGACCCCCUGCUUGAGGAGCUAGUGGAGGGCUUCUCAAGGAUCCCACAGGGUGUGCUCUGGAGGUAUGACCAAAAGAGAUGGCCAGCUCAGCUGGACAGACCUGCAAACGUCCGGCUGGUAAACUGGCUGCCUCUCAAUGACCUCCUGGGACACGAAAAAACACUUCUGUUUAUUACCCAUGGUGGGCAGAACAGCCUGCUCCAGGCAGUGUACCAUGCUGUCCCUGUGCUGGCAAUCCCUCUGUUUGGGGACCAGUUUGAUAAUGUUGUGAGGGCUGAAACAAAGGGACUUGGCCUCACCAUCAACCCCACACACGUCACCAGAGAACUGCUAAGUGCCACUAUUCAGACACUAAUACAAGACAAAAGGUUCAAGUCUUCAGCUUCAUCCCUGAGCAGGAUCCACAGAUCCCAUCCUGUCCCUCCAGCCCUCCGAUUGGUCCAGUGGGUGGAGCACAUCCUGCACACCGGAGGUGGAAAACAUCUAAGGCCAGCUUCCCUGGAGCAGCCCUGGUACCAGAGAUAUCUGUUGGACUUGAUGCUUCUUCUCUGCCUGGGGCUUCUUGGACCAGUAGUUUUCUGCUGGACUCUGUUUAGGAACAAGAAUAGUAGGGAUAAAUGCAAAAAGAUACAAUGAAAGUGCUAAUUAUUUUGUUUUCACUUCACCUCAGAUCCAUAACUCAGUUCUAUUCAUCUUCUACUUGUUCUGUUCUUUACCCCUAAAUUGAAAAGUAUAGGUCUUGCCACUCUAAAAACUGCAAUGUUCAAUAAAUAAACUACAUGCACUAUAACUGAUUCAUAAACAAAAUAAGUGAUUACAGGAUGGCAAGUGUAAAGGAAGAUCAAAACUUGCUCUUUUGGGAAAAAUAUGAAUGUAAACAAAGACUCAAAACUGUGUUCAAGUCAUUCAUGUAUUUAGGCUUUUCAUCACUUUUAGGUUCAGCUUUUCUUAUUUUUGGGGGAUGGGGACAAAAAGAACUCAGUAACCCUCUGUGGUGCAUACUAAUGUUUCCUAGCAUUACAAUGUUAUAAAAGCAUUUAGCGCAGUAGCAUCUUGGUUCUCCCACUUAGUGGUGUGCUUCAAGUUUCUACAUAAAAGUUUGCAUUUUUGCUGGCUAGCGAUGCUUCUGCAUGUGCAUUGCCAAUGGAUCACGGAAUUUGGAGAAUCUGGAUUGCUGUUUUUGACAGUUUAGAGAGGUGCAUAUUUCCUGCAAUUGCUCACAGUUUCCCAGAGCAAAGUUUGUUGCUAAAUUUGUUAUGAUUUUGAAACUUAAUCCAUACACUCUUCACUUUUUUCAUGAAUGAAAUUUGACCCCGGAGGUUGUCAGUCAUAUAUCAAACUUGCAAUACAUACUAUUUGAUGCUUUACAGACUUCAAAGAUGUUUUGUAGAAUAUCCCUUUUUCUGUCAAAACUAAUUCUGCAACAUAAUGCAAAGAGAAUUAAACAUCAAAAGAAUAUUGGUCUUCAUUCUUAAGGUGAAAAAAAAACAGUUAACAAUAACACUGUUGCUCCACUUUGCUUUUCAUGCAGAGUGCUUUGUGUGUUCCACUCUGUGUUCACAGAGUAACAUAAGUGGAGUAGCCCUCAUGCCAAGUGCCCUGCCCUCCACCCUCCAAGCGCCACCGUGUCUCCCAGACGUCUAAUUUGUACCACAGCGCCACAUUGUCCGACACCUCUGUGCUGCUUUGACCUGGCUGUGCUGCAAGCAGGGGUGUUAGACAGAACGCACGCAAACACGCACUCCCCAACUAGGCUUCUUUUGUGCUGUUGCAUAUUUCCAGGUGGCAGCAGGCCAUGUUAGGGUAGAUGAAUGGAUGAUGAGAAUGUUUUGCUUUUGGCUGCUUUGCUCGUCUGGAUUGGUUGUGUUUAACACUCAGUAAAUGCACCUAAAUUCUCUCAAAUGUUCAAGGUUCCUCCCUUCACAUGAGUGCACAUGUGUGUGUUUUGGGCAGGGUUAUGGUCUACUGGCUCUUCAGUUAUUAACCACCAGCACCACCUGCAAGUCUCAACCCUGACCUCCACUCCCUCCUCUGCUGGUUGCCACUGAGUCUCCUUCCCUUUUCUAAACAAGACACAAAAGCACACAGCAAUGUUCACGGUCAGCGCUCCAGCCGCUGUUGAGAGGAGAACAGACCUUAGUGGACCCCCCUACUCCCCUCCCCCUUUCCUCACAUCUGUGUUGGGGGUUAGCAGGGAGGAAAAUAUAGAUUAGCAAGGAAAUAAUGACCAAUUAGGAUGCCUUGUUCUCUGUCUAUUCAGCUGUCCAUUCCUUCCCUGAUAUUUCAUUUGUCUGUUUGUCUGGCAGUUGCAGGUGCCAGUGAGUCUUCCUCAGUCUCUCACGCAAUCCAAAAAAGACAGGGCGACACAGCUAAAGCAUGACAGCGGAAAGAUAUAAACAGACUUUAAUUAAUGAAACAAAUGAGGAAUACACUUAUUUAAAAUUGAACACAGGAAGGAACACAUAAUACAAAGAAAGCAGAAAGAAACAAUGGAAAUAAAUCCUUACAGAACACAAUAAAAAGGCAAUUUUAGCACAAUUUAACAUUCAUUAUUUUUUAUUUCAACCAAAGAACUUGCAGUACAAAAACGCUAAAUUGCAGGUAUUCUGCAGUGACAAGAUAAACGUCCAAAAAUAAAACAUAAUCAUGGCAAUGUCAUUUACAUGGAAGUUAAAACUGGCCAAGUGGAGGUAAUGCUAAUGCUGUAGAAGUUUUGUUCUUCAGACACUGAAAGUUAAUGUGCUCUUCUGAAGUUGAUUGUGGAAAACUAGGAAAAGGAUGUUGAAGAUGGUUGUUUAGGUUUAUAUACAGUUAAGAC